AGCAUAUAUAAAGUCGAAAACGAGCGCUCCUCCCAAAAGGAUCGACUCCUCUAAAAAACAGGACCGCGUCGGGGGUUUUCUUCCCUCCCAGCGCCGUCUCCAUCCCCGCCUUCUCUAAUGCUACGAAGGUACUGAAGCUUUUGGUGGCAAGAGUUUUUGCAGUGGAUAUUUUCAUUAAAGCCCGGUAUCGUUAAAGCUGUCUGGAAUUUGCUAUGCCUCUGUACAAAAGGAAGCCCUUUUACCUGGCAGAGCCACCACAAGAUAUGGAUCCGAACGAGCUUGUUUUCCAAGUUCGUUUUACAAAGGAGGUAUUUCGGGAUUAUCAAGAGUACUUGAAGAGAUUGAAUUUUUAUCGCCAAAGAGUUUGGACAUGUAAAGUUACUGGGAAAACUAAUUUAACUUAUGAAGAAGCUUUGGUCUCAGAGCGUCGUGCAACGGAGAAGGUUCAACAAUUCCCUAAGGAAUUAGUGGCUCCUGUUCUUCAUCUGAUCCAAUACAGUACUCUCAGUUUAAAAGAUCUUGUCAAUGAAGUUUACACUAUGUUACAAGAACGUAUGUUUGAAGGCUUAGAAUUGCAUGGGAGGAAGGAGCAGUCUGUAUGUGCAUGCAAAAUCUUGAAGAUUUUAGAUAAUGGAGACACCACAUUAUACAAAGUGGGUUGGGUUGAUAAAGCUAGGAAAGUAACUGACACUUCAAUAGUCAAGGCUGGUGAACUGAUACGGAAGAAGCCACCAUUUAGUAGGAAUGUACUGAAAGCAUUUAUUAGAGAAUCAACUUCAAAGAGUGCCCCAUGGGUGGUUCAUGAAAACCUUGCGAAGAAGCAUGGGAUUUCCACUGAACUUCUUGAAGAGUUGAAGGACAGAUUUAUUGUUCAAAAUGGCAAAGUACACAAAAAAGCAGGAAGAAACAAUGUUAUGGAUGUCAAAGAUAACAAAAUCAACAAGAAAAGGAAAGAGAUAGAAAAUGAAAAUUUGGAAGGCAUGGGUACGAUCAAGAAAAAAUUAAAGAAAGAGGAAGAGAAGCCGGAAGAAAAACCAGUUAAAUACCCAAUUGAUGACCUCUUAGUGCAGCCUGCUGCAGAUGAUCCUGUUUUCACAGAUCGCCCUACUCUGUCUAUGGAUUUUCAUGUGCCUAUGGAUUGUGUUGGGGACCUUCUUAUGGUUUGGGAUUUUUGCUCUUCUUUUAGUAGGUUGUUGCAUCUUUGGCCAUUUUCUCUGGAAGAUUUUGAAAAUGCACUCUGCCACAAGGACAGUGAUCUUAUGCUCCUUGUGGAAUUGCAUUCUGCAAUUUUCCGCUUGCUUAUUAAGGAUGAAAGUGACUAUUUCAUGGCUGUACAGAGCAAAAGAAGGAAAUCAAAGAUUACGUUAGCCAACUGGGCUGAAUACUUAUGUGACUUCUUGGAGAUGGAAGGUAGAGCUGAAUUGUCAAGUCACGUGGCGACUAUAAAACGGGGGCAUUAUGGUCUUCUUGACAUUAAUGUGAAACUGGAAAUUCUCCGUGAAUUGGUUUUAGAGGCUCUCACAACCGAUGCUAUUAGAGAGAAAUUAGAUGACUGCAUUGAACAGCAGCAGGCACUUGCAGCUACUAGAAGGGAGCAACUUAGAAAGAAGAAAAAAGAGCAGCAUCUGAAAAAGGAAGAGACUGACAAUAAACAAAUGGAUCGGGGACAUGUUCUGGAGAAUGGCAAAGAAAACUCACAUAAUUCUGUUUCACAGCAAGGAACUGAGAAGGUUAUUUCAUCUAAGAAAAACCACAUUUCAGAAAAUGGGGAAAUUGCAAAUAAGCCAAGGAUGGAUGAUGGAGGUGGCGCUGAGAGACUAAAGCAUUUAUCUGCUACCAAGGAUGCUAUGAAGGGACAGAGAAGAGGGAAGGACAAAGACAAAGAAGCUUGGGAGAAGAAACCUGGAGAAUACAAGGAGCAGCACCUUGAAAGGGAGAUAGAGAAAUUGUCCAUACGCACUAGUUCAUUAGGAAAAGAUAGAAACUACAACAGGUAUUGGUUUUUCCGGCAUGAAGGAAGACUUUUUGUUGAAAGUUCAGACCAUAAGCAGUGGGGCUACUACAGUACCAAGGAAGAGCUUGAUGCAUUGAUGGGCUCAUUAAAUCCAAAAGGUGAGAGGGAGAGAGCCCUGCAAAGGCAGUUGGAGAAGUACUAUCUCAGGAUAAGUACGGCGUUACAGAAGAGAUCAAAAGAUGUUGCCCAAAAAAUCCUGCUUGAGGAAGCUGUGCUCAGGCGGUCUACACGUGUUCGAGCCCAACCGAGGGAUAGCCCUGCUAUGGCAUUCCUCAGGUAUGUCAACAAGUGGAAGGAGAACUGAAAUACCAAAUGAUUAAAUUGGCAAUUUCUGUUACUGCCAUAUCCCUUAAAUGAUAUGUGGAUGAUGGGCCUUCUGUCUCAAGGCCUUGGUACAGAAGCAAAGAAAUCAAAAACUGAUGUUUCAUCGGCCUCAAGACUUACAUCAUGUGAUCCGAGCCUUCCAGCUCAUCCCAUUUUUGAAUUGCCUUGUUACAAAUUAUAAAGUUUCAUGACAUGGUUGUUAUCAAGCAAUUAAUUGUAAUUCUAUUUUUCUGGUCAGGCUGAUUUAAUCUAUCUGGAGUAUAUCCAACUAUAUGUAUCAUGGUCAUAUUAACAGCCUGCGGUUAAUGCAUAAUUUGCUUUUCUAGGUAGUAAAAGGUCAAGGCUCUUUUAUUAUCUUAUGGAAGGAUUUCGUUGUGUCACACACAGAAGAGGGGGGAAGAGAGAGAGAGAGAGGGGCUAUGUUAUGGGCUUGGGCCAAUGUUAAGAUGACAUUUGUUGGGACCAUCAUCCACGUAUGCAACUCUUACUGAAGUAAUUUUGUAUCUUUUGCAGGCACUAUUAUAAUUAGGUUUUUUUGGGCCCGCAAAUUGCAUACAGAAAACAAUUGUAAUCCUUCGAUUUCCAUAUUAACUUCAAAAACCGCACACCUGCGCGCAACUCCAAGUCUUGCAAGGAAUUAGAGUGGUCCCUCCUAAUCAUGGCCAUAUACAUGUACCGCAUGAAAUUCCACUUAACAAUUGCCAACCUUGGAAAUAGGCUUCUCUCAUUCAAUCCUAAAUCCCAACUCCAAUCUCGCUAGGAAUAAAAUCCCAUGACGAUUUCCCCUACUACUGGUAGCAAGGUCAUCAUAGCUGCCGUAAUGGUUUGCCUAUCCCACCACGUAUCCGCAUUCAUAACCAAGAACUUGGAAUGACGUCCAUCCCGUAGGAACACGUGGCCGGCACUAAAUCCACUCAAAAAAAAAAAACUUCCAUCCAAAAGCAUAAGAUCUAAGAGCACGGGAGGGCUAAGGAGGCCUUCAGAUUUCUCUGUCCAACCAUCAUCUUCUCCUCCUUGUCCCCCCACCCAAAAAAAA
This is a messenger RNA of Phoenix dactylifera (date palm), 3374 nucleotides long. RefSeq lists its product as uncharacterized. NCBI's taxonomy places the organism in Eukaryota, Viridiplantae, Streptophyta, Magnoliopsida, Arecales, Arecaceae. The record is from RefSeq and is a predicted model, not a curated record.